AAUUAGAAAGUUUUUGUGAAAAAUUAACAAAAAUUAGUAAUUAUGUGGUUGUUAAUGUUAAUUAUCAAUUAACAAUUGCAAACAUUUCACCAAAUAUAAAACAUCCUAUUCAUAUUGAAGAUGUUGCCAAAGCUAUUUAUUGGGUCUAUCAAAAUUCUGAUAAAUUUGGUUAUAAUCAUGAUAGGAUUUAUUUAAUUGGACAAAGUUGUGGGGCUUUUAUUGCUACACAUUUGGCUUUACUAUCUGAAAAAUAUUUUGGCAAUAUAUUCAAUCAACAUCAAGAGGAAAGGAAAGAGGGAAAAGGGGAGGAAUUAAAUAAAUUGAUAAAAUCUAUUGUAGGAGUUGUUUGUAUUGAGGGAAUUUUUGACAUUCCAUUAUUAUUGAAGACUUGGCCUAAAUAUAUUGAAUUUAUUAGAUUACCAUUUGGUGAAGAUGAACUUAUUCAUCAAUCAGCUUCACCCCAACACAUUUUAUCAACAAAUAAUGAUAAUGACAAUAAUAAAUUACUACCACCUCAUUUAAUUAUUCAUUCAUUAGAAGAUGAAUUAGUGGAUUUGAGUCAAUCAAAAAAUUAUUAUAAAAUUUUAAAAGAUAAAAAAACAAUUGUUAAGUUAGAAACAUCAUUAAAAG
This is a messenger RNA of Entrophospora candida, 630 nucleotides long. The record is from the annotation of a GenBank genome assembly. Lineage: Eukaryota; Fungi; Glomeromycota; Glomeromycetes; Entrophosporales; Entrophosporaceae.